CCAUUCAGUUCAUCUGUUUUGAAAUACACGUGAUCCCCAGCACUGGGGCAUGGUGGUGUGCUGGUCGGAGGAGUUGUUGGUAUUUCAUAGUCUCCCAGUGUGGCAGCAGAGUUUGGAAUCAGGUCCUUUGGCCAGUUUCCUGCAGGCCUCUCCUUGGAUAGGGCAGGACAGCCCCCUCUGGGCUCUUGCGUGAAUGGCUUCGGCCAGAGUGACCCUAAUGGCUUUAACCACGCUGGGUUUGAGGAAACACUUCCUGAUGACAGCAGGAUCAAGCGCGUCACAGAACUUCAAUCCCAGGUAGCCAAACUCUGCACACGGCCCUGGUGAGAAGUGGGCAGUGGUGUGUAACAUCUGUGAGGCCAGGGAAUUGGAUGUGGUGCUCAGAGAAUUUUAUCCAGUGCUUCUACCGCUUCUUGCGUGCUUUCCUGGAGAGGCAUGAAACAUCUGUUCACCUUCCAGACAGCAAAGGAACAAUCCACCCAAAUCAGCCUGGUAAGCAGUGAGCCUUCUGGGGUGACUUAAAGGGGUCUCCGGCGACGUCAGUGAAAGACGCACUGCAGCUUGCAGGCACCUCCACUGAAAAGUCCCGUAUUCCCCGCCCCCCGCCCCCGUUAAGUCUUAGGUAGCCCAGGCUUAUUUUGAGCCCUUUGGUCUUCGUCUCCCUGGUUCUGGGUUCGCAGGUGUGUGACUUCACACCCGGCCCAUCCUCUAGCUUUUUAAUUAAUUACCCUGCUUUUAGGAGCUCAGGAAUGGCUUCCUGACACUGCAGGGUCGCUUUUCCCCCUUGAGUUUAAUGAGCAUGCCCCCCUUUCUACCAGCCUGGUGCCCCAACCUGGGGAAAGUAACUGCAAACCCUACUUUGUUUCAUCUUGUCCAACUCUAGGAAAGUCAGAAUUGCCAGUGUUGGGGACAGCUCUCGCUAAGGAGAAAGCUAGAGGGUGAGUCGCUAGCCUACCAGCCGGACUCUCCUCUCUCUCCCCUGUUUCUCUUUCUCCCGUGCUCGCUCUUCCUCUUAGACCUGGCACCAGUAGCUGUUGUCAUAGAGACGGAGCUUGGUUGGCAACCGUCACUAGGGAGCGAGGACAGGAGACGCUGGCAGCCGCUUAGGAUUCCCGGAGGCAGGACGACCCGGGCUUUUGGCGAACAAAGUUGGGAAACGUCCCUGAAGGACCCUGAGCGGCUGCUUCCGCGUAUUUCAGUAUGUUAGCACACGAGGAAGCUCAAGUGGGAAGCAGAGGGGCCUGCUAAAGCUACCUCAGAGUUUCUCCAGUGGAAACUACAGAAGAAUGUCAGAUUCAGAAAAAGAAGAGGAGAAAUACAAUCCAAGUUAUAAAGAGGGAGAUGUGCAACAGGAGCUGGCGGACAAUCUGUCAUGGGAGGGGUUUCAGGAGGAGGAAGAGGGGCUGGAAAGGAGAUGGAUAGAGGAGGAGGAACAGAUAGAGGGAGGUGAGGAAGAAAGAGAAGAUCAAAAGAAAGGGGAAGAAGAGAAAGAAAUGGGAGAAGAAGAGAUGAGAAGUGAGGAAGAAAUAGGAGAAGAGAUGGGAGGUGAGGAAGAAAUGACAGAAGAAGAGAUGGGAGGUGAGGAAGAAAUGACAGAAGAAGAGAUGGGAGGUGAGGAAGAAAUGACAGAAGAAGAGAUGGGAGGUGAGGAAUCGGGGGUGAGAGGUGAGGAAGAGAGCUGGGAGGAAGAAGGGAGACAUGAAGAGGAAAAAGGUGAGGAAAAGGGAGUUGAGAAAGAGGGAAGUAAGGAAGAGGGAGUUGGGGAAGAGGAAGAGAAGAAGGAAAGACAGGGAAAAAAAGAGCAGAAAGAGCAAAGUGGGGAGCAGGAGGAAGAGGAGGAGGAAGUUAUUGACAUAAAAGAUAUUGAGAAAGAGCUUGGAAAACUCCAGGAGGAAAUGUCAAAGAGGCAUGAAAAGCCAUUGAGCGUGGUGGCGGAUGUCAUGAGCUCUGAGUCAUCCGCAUCAGGGUUUUCACCGCGUGAACUCUCAGACAGUAGCCAGUCAUCACCCCACUCCGCAAGUCCUCAAGUGAGUGAGCUUUUCAGAGAUGGUAGAAUUAAGAGAGAGUCUGAAGUGAGUGAGCUUUUCAGAGAUGGUACAGUUAAGAGAGAGUUUGAGGAGUCACAGAGGAGGUCACUGAGGCAAGCUGAGGACGCUGACCAGAAGCCAGAAGACAUUUCAGCCCAAGAACAGAGGGACGCAGAACCAAAACAGGAAGAUGUUUUCAAAAUGGCAAAAUUUGGGCGACCUUCCAUCCUUCUGGCAGAGGAAGCAAGAAGAAAAUCUCGCUUGGAAUCAGAGAGCUCUGAGGAGUCACUGGUGUCCAUCUCCACAGAGGACGCCUUGUUCCAGAAGGAAGAGGGUAGCAAGGUGUACCCUCUGUCUAUGACCUGGUCCUAUGGAUGGAACAAUUCCCUCCCUGUCUUCUACCUCCGGGAGAACCAGAGAGUCCUUCUCUACGUCUGUGGUAACACCGCCGUCAUCUACAGCUGGGUCAGGAACUGCCAGUACCACCUUCAGGGCCACCCUAACAUCAUCUCCUGUCUCUGUGUCAGCGAGGACAGGCGGUGGAUUGCCACAGCAGACAAAGGACCAGACUGCCUCAUCAUGAUAUGGGAUUCCUUCACAGGAAUCCCCGUGCACACCUUAUUUGACAGCUGUCCAGAAGGCAAUGGCAUAAGGUCAAUAGCCAUCACCCGUGAUGCCAAGCUUCUGGCCACCAUCUCAGAUGCUGAAAUACAGAAAGUGUGCAUCUGGAAGUGGACCUUGGCGGUGGAGACUCCUGCUUGCACUCUUGAGCUCCCCAAAGAAUAUGGCUUCCAGACCUACCUCAUCUUCAACCCAGAGAACAAUAACGAAAUGGUGAGCAACAGCAAGACGCAGGCCAUCUAUUAUUACUGGCUUGAAGAGAAGGGCAUCCUUGCCCACAGUGCCCCGAUUUUAACAGAGAAAACAUUCAACAAACUCGUGGGAAAGUUUAGCCAGUCCAUCUUUCACUCGAAUUUGCCCCAAAUACUGUCGGCAACGAAGGAAGGGAAGCUGGUUGUCUGGGACAUCCACCACCCGCCGGCGUCGUCCUCCACCCUGGCCUUGCCUUUCAUCAAGCCGUGUAAACUGGUCCACUUACAGAAGGAGGGCAUCACCGUGCUCACCUCGGUCGACAGCUACAUCGUCAUAGGUGACGUCAAGGGCAACAUUAAGUUCUACGAUUUCAACCUGUCCGUGGUCAACUGGUACAGCAACCUCAAACUGGGCCCUAUCAGGAUUCUGUCCUUCUCAAAGACCCCGGCGGGCCCACCCACAGAGAAGUCCAUCCUCCCCACAGACUGCACUCUAAAAGGCGACCCGUUCAUUGUCAGGAACAUUAUCAUUGGGACACUUGAUGCCACUGUGUACCACUUGACAGCAGACGGCACCAAACUCGAGAAGCUCUUCGUGGAGCCCAAGGAUGCCAUUUAUGCCCUGUCCUGCCACCCAUACCAACCCCUCAUCGCCAUUGGGAGUGUCUGUGGGAUGAUCAAGGUGUGGGACUACAAAAAGAAGGUCUACCUGUUCAGCAGGGUCUUCGAGAAGGGGCUUGGAGUCCAGAGCCUGGCCUACAACCCGGAAGGAGUUCUGCUUGGAGCUGGAUUCACUGAAGGGACAGUAUAUAUUCUUGAUGCGAUGUCUUUAGAAAAUGAAAGCCCAGAACCCUUCAAAUAUUCCAGAACCAGCGUGACCCAUGUCAGCUUCUCACAUGACUCCAACUACAUGGCGACUGCAGACAUCAGUUUCACCGUGGCCGUGUAUAUAGUGGUGGUCAAAAAUGGACAGAGGAUCUGGGAAUAUUUGGCAAGACUUCGUUCUCACCAAUGCAACAUCCGAAGCCUCCUGUUUGGGGUUCACCUGGACAGCAACGAUCCCAGGCUGCUGAGCCUCGGGAAGGACAGGUUCUUGAUAGAGUACAACCUCACCAAGAGCUACAGAGACCACCUGGAGGUCCUGGACAUUCACCGAACAGACCAGGGCAGCUACCCCACCUGCAUGAUCUGGUACCCCCCGCUCACCAAGGAGCUCUUCCUGCUCAUCUGCAACAGCGGCUACAAAGUGAAGCUUUUCAACUCCACCACGAAAAUGUGCAGAAAGACGCUUCUUGGACCAGCUUAUGGAUCUCCUAUUGAGUACGCGCAGGUGCUCCCAGCAAAAUCCACGCUUGAGCUGCAGAAGCGCUACUUGGUGUUCAUUAACAAAGACAAGGUUGGACUCCAGAUCUUGCCAAUCGACGGUAACCCGCACAAAACAUGUGCUAUCAUUUGCCAUCCGAAUGGGGUGGCAGGGAUGGCCCUUUCCUACGAUGGCACCUAUGCCUUCACAGCAGGAGGCCGAGAUUCCUCAGUGGUGCAGUGGCAAAUCAACCUGAGUGCCCUGGACGCGGCCGUUUCUCUUGGCGGUGAAGACUUGACCCCGUUCUAUGGUCUGGUGUCUGGUGGCAGGGAAGGAAAAUUCUACAGGGAGCUGGAGGACUAUUUUUACUAUUCUCAGAUCCGCAGUCAGGGCAUCGACACGAUGGAUACCAGGCAGGUGUCGGAGCACAUCAGUCUGUCGGAGCUACCUUUCGUUAUGAGAGCGAUUGGUUUUUACCCGUCGGAGGAGAAGAUUGAUGACAUGCUUAAUGAGAUCAAGUUUAGCGAAUAUGUGACCACUGGGAACCUGAUCGACAAAAUCAACUUGCCGGAUUUCCUCAAAGUUUAUCUUAACCACAGGCCGCCGUUUGGCACCAGCAUGAUGAACAUUCAGGAAAGCUUUGACGUGCUUGGUUUCACCAAUUCCGAGGGGAAAAAGGCCAUUCGGAGAGAGGACUUCCUGAACCUGCUCCUCACCAAAGGUGAGCACAUGACAGAGGAAGAGAUGUAUGACUGUUUCGCGACACUCUUUGGCCUGAAUCCCGAGGGAUGGAAAUCGGAGCCUGCAGCCACCUCCCACAGAGAACAAGAACUCUGCCUCGAAGAAGAACUUCCAGACGAAAUCACUGCAGAAAUAUUCGCGACUGAAAUUCUUGGCUUAUCCUUUAACGACGGUUCUGGACAGUUUGCCCAGUGAAGUCCUGGAGAAGGCUGGCAGCACAAAGCUCUGUGUGUGUGCGUGUGUAUGUGUGUGUGUAUGCUUGCGAGUUUGCCAAGAGGUGUUCCUCUUUUCUGCCCAUGCCCACCCCACCCCCCAAUCCUCAGAGCAUUUAGACAUUAAAAGUAAACUUCACACA
Meriones unguiculatus (Mongolian gerbil) is the source of this 5238-nucleotide messenger RNA. RefSeq names its product cilia and flagella associated protein 251 (gene Cfap251). The transcript has 22 exons. Gene Ontology annotation, cellular component: sperm flagellum. The record is from RefSeq and is a predicted model, not a curated record. Lineage: Eukaryota; Metazoa; Chordata; Mammalia; Rodentia; Muridae. The coding region runs from base 1287 to 5078 and encodes 1263 amino acids. Gene Ontology annotation, molecular function: protein binding.